Molecule: messenger RNA, 1128 nt
Organism: Letharia lupina
Lineage: Eukaryota; Fungi; Ascomycota; Lecanoromycetes; Lecanorales; Parmeliaceae
Exons: 5
Coding region: 1-1128 (375 amino acids)
Biological process (GO): positive regulation of TORC1 signaling; cellular response to amino acid starvation
Cellular component (GO): Seh1-associated complex; nuclear pore outer ring
Molecular function (GO): structural molecule activity; protein binding
Source: RefSeq, a predicted model, not a curated record
AUGGGUGAAAAUAGCGAUGUAAAUGACAUCGAAGGGAGGAAGAACGGAUUUCAGAGCUUUGAGCAUGCGGCCGCCGAUAUAGUGCUUGCAGCGAGCUUCAAUUCUUCUGGCACACGGAUAGUCCUGUGCUCGGCAGAUCACAAAAUCAGGGUGUACAAUAUAGACGAAGAUAACGAGUAUUUCUUAGUAGACCAAUGGCGUGGACAUGAUGCCGAGGUGCUGGAUGUCCAAUGGCUUGCAUCCAGCUUGGGACAGUUCUUUGCAACUAUUGGCGGCGACAACAAGUUCAAACUAUGGCGAGAGGACCCAUCGCAAGCAUUCAAGAGUGGACGACGCUUCAGGUGCAUCUUCUCGCAGUCGCCGCUCAACCAUGUCUCCUAUGUUUCCUUUGGCUCUAAGACUAUCAGACAUGACCUUUUCCUCUCUCUAAUUACCCACGAUGGACUACUUUCCCUUUUGGAGCCCGCAGAUCCCGAAUCGUUGAGCUCAUGGAACGUAAUCGACAACAUCUAUCCCUUCGGGCAGCACCAUCGAGGCACCGAGGCUAGAUUCAGAUUAUCUUUCCACCAAGGCGAGGGCCCCAGUACCAACGCAGUUUUCGCAGGUUUGGACCCGAAUGCAAUUUCACUCGCUGUCUCCGCGAUCGAACACAUAAAAAUAUAUCGCGCCGUUAAGUCUGUCAAUGAAAUAGCCUGGGCACCGGGAUGCCUUCAUCCGUACGAUAUAAUUGCUGCGGCCUGUAAUGACGGUACAAUUCGUAUUUUCGAAGUCAACACACCACAUGAAGUUGAUGCAUCGUCAAGGACCCCGGCCGUUAAAGCAUACAAACCCAAUGGACCGCGAAGAGCAUUACCAGCGACUAUGCGUAAUGCGCCCUCUGGUAUAGGUGCUGGUUUAGCAGACAUGUCUCGCAAUGCACCUCCACGCGAGGUCAUGAAUAGCUUGAACAUCAAGCAUGAGUGGAAACAAGCCGCAUUACUGUCGCAUGAUGAGGCACCUGUCUGGAAGAUAAGAUGGAUAUACGACGGCAGUGCUUUGGCUUCGACAGGCGAUGACGGGAAGGUCCACUUAUGGAAGCAGAGCUUAAGUGGCGACUACGUUGACUUUGCAGAGACCGAGCCAGUGUGA